GUUAUUCCUUGGCUUCCUAGAUCGUCCUAGAUGUCCUAGGUUGUCGGGCUGUUGAUUUCCGCGUGUUGUAUGACGAUGAACAAGCUUUCGUAAGCUAUACGUGAAGUACAACCAGCAUGGAUGCAAUAAAGGAGGAACCUGAUUCAAAAAGCGAGACAGACGAAUGUCAAGUAAAUGAGGCAACUGAACCAUUCGCGUUUGCUGCUGUGAAAGUAGAAGUCAAGGUUGAACCACAGGAAGUGGUAGAAGUGAAAGUAGAGCCAGACAUUGAAGUAGGCUUUCAGGAGUAUCAUGCAGAUGUGAAUGCAGUUAGUUCACAGCAGCUGUCAAGUCAAUUUGCUGUAUUAACAACUGGUGCUGGAAACUGUCUAAGUCAGAAGUCAUACAAAUGUUCAGAAUGUGGCAAUUCUUUCCCAACAUCUGGUGGACUGCAGAAACAUUCAUAUAAACAUAAACCAAAAACAUUUUUGUGUGAUAUUUGUGGCCAAAGCUUCUAUCAUCCAAACUUGGUAAACACACACAAGCUGGUUCAUGUAGAUGGAAAACCGUAUUUGUGUGAAAUAUGUGGGAAAAGUUUCUUGCAGGCCUCAAAUCUUAGGUUACAUGCAGUGAAACAUAGAGGGAUCAAGAGCCAUGAGUGUGAACUGUGCAAAAAGAAAUUCUUUCAUGCAAGCACGCUUAAAACUCAUUAUAUGAUACAUAGUGGAGUGAGGCCACAUGCAUGUGAGAUAUGUAAUCGGAGUUUUAAUCAUGCUGGAAACCUAAAAACGCACAUGUUGGUGCACACGAGGGAAAAACCAUUUCAUUGUAACGUUUGUGGUAAGAGGUUUGCUUUGCGUCAUGCCUUGGCAAGUCACCAGACACUUCACACUGGAGAGAAACCUUUCAAAUGCGAUAUGUGUGGUAAGCAAUUCAGACACCGGCAUUCACUAAUUAAUCAUCAGAAACUUCACACUGGAGACAAACCCUACGAGUGCGACGUGUGUCAGAAGAGAUUUGCUUUACGUGGCAAUCUGCAGAGACAUAUUGCUACACAUCGAGGUGAGAAGCGUUAUGUUUGUACUUCAUGCCCAAGAACGUAUGUAGAUGCACAGUCUGUAAAGGGUGAUAUUACAGCUCAGCAUUCUGACGAUAACACAGGAGAGAUUGUUGUUGGUUUUUAAUUGUUUGAUUUAGAAAAUGCUAGUAGUUGUAGCCUUAUUAGAUUUGGCUAAUAGUUUUACAAUGAUAAGUUUUUAUUUAUUUUAUCAAGUGCUUAGUAGACAGUGUGUAUUGGUGCUUCACGGAUUAUUGUACUCUGGUAAGCAACACUGGGAAUUAUAAGUGGUUAGUACCACUGAGUUUGUUGAGGAGAAUGUGUGUUUUAUUUUUGGUUUACAGUCAGGAUAUCCUAACUGUAUUGUCCAUAUUCAAGGAAAACACUUUCAAAUAGGUGAUGAGUUAUCAUCCAUAUUUCCCUGAGGUUUUGUACAGGCAUCUUCCAUGCCCAUGCUA
Messenger RNA from Cryptotermes secundus, 1494 nucleotides. Its product is annotated as gastrula zinc finger protein XlCGF8.2DB-like. Bases 117 to 1163 code for a protein of 348 amino acids. Lineage: Eukaryota; Metazoa; Arthropoda; Insecta; Blattodea; Kalotermitidae. Gene Ontology annotation, biological process: regulation of transcription by RNA polymerase II. The record is from RefSeq and is a predicted model, not a curated record. Gene Ontology annotation, cellular component: nucleus. Gene Ontology annotation, molecular function: RNA polymerase II cis-regulatory region sequence-specific DNA binding; DNA-binding transcription activator activity, RNA polymerase II-specific. The transcript has 4 exons.